CCUGUCAAUUUCGUCGCCUCUUAUUUUUCUCGGAUAGUUGCAGCGGGGUUUGUAGUAAAACAUAAGUUGAUACUUUUAGCAAUAUCUUAAAAAAUAAUUAGUGCAAAAACGACUGAGCAUUGUCGCAAUUUUAAAAUGUCAUUUGACCUGAAGAAUGAAGCGGAUGUUAAGGAAUAUUUAGAAAAACUAGGCAUCGAGUACCGGUUCGGAUGUUACUCGGAGAAAAAACCCGAAGUUUGUCAUCUGUUAGGUGAUUAUCUAGAGGGAAUCAAAAAGGAUUUUGACAAGGCUGCCAAAGUAUACCGAUCCAACUGUGACGACUAUGGAUUUGCUAAGAGUUGCUUGAAAUAUGGAAACUACAGUUUCCUUGGUAAGGGACGAGCUUCGGACAAAGGUGAUCCUGUAAAAGCUUACCAAUAUUAUGAAAAAGGCUGCGAUUUGAAUGACCCUGAUGCCUGUCUGCAUUCGGGUCUCCUCUUGGUGUCCAAAUCUAUCCCUAAGGACCUUAAACGAGAUGUUCCAAAGGCGUUUGAAUACCUAAAAAAAAGUUGCGAAAUGAACAACGGCAAUGCUUGUUUCUACCUUUCCGGAAUGCAUAUUUCCGGCAUUCUGAAGGAAGAAUAUAACACUGCUAAGGUUAAACAGGAGGUAGAACAAAAAGACAAACCAUCUUCGAAAAAUCAAACUUCCUCUCUACCGGCAGCAGCCUAUGUUGUGGAAAGGGACAUGCAGAAAGCUUUUGAAUUCGCCUACAAAGCAUGUGAACUGCGAAAUAUGUACGCUUGUGCGAAUCUAAGUCAAAUGUAUGCCAAAGGUGAUGGCAUUGCUAAGGACGAAAAGAAGGCAGAAAAAUACAAACAAAUGGCGAUGGAAAUGCAGGACGAGAUAAAAACGCAAAAGCAACUCAACUUCCAACAGGGUCUAAACCCAACGUAGAUGGUGACAUCCACGCUGGUGGUGGUGGAAAUCGACAAACGUGAUUAGAAUGUGAGUGUUUAAUUCGUACCGCAACUGUUUAGAUCCGAUCCGGUUUGACGCUUGUGACGACUUUUAGCUUCGUUCAAAUGUACCUUGCAAUUUACGUCGCAGUGUAAAAUAUAUAACAGUCAGCUGUUUCAGUUGAUUGAUAGAAAUGUUUAGAAAAUAUGUGAAAUGUUAUGUAAAAAAU
Messenger RNA from Wyeomyia smithii (pitcher-plant mosquito), 1168 nucleotides. It is a transcript of the gene Coa7, whose product is annotated as cytochrome c oxidase assembly factor 7 homolog. The record is from RefSeq and is a predicted model, not a curated record. Gene Ontology annotation, molecular function: protein binding. The transcript has 2 exons. Gene Ontology annotation, cellular component: mitochondrial intermembrane space. Bases 136 to 936 code for a protein of 266 amino acids. Lineage: Eukaryota; Metazoa; Arthropoda; Insecta; Diptera; Culicidae.